Messenger RNA from Cimex lectularius (bed bug), 2109 nucleotides. Its product is annotated as acyl-coenzyme A thioesterase 9, mitochondrial-like. The coding region runs from base 474 to 1874 and encodes 466 amino acids. The transcript has 12 exons. The record is from RefSeq and is a predicted model, not a curated record. Gene Ontology annotation, biological process: acyl-CoA metabolic process. NCBI's taxonomy places the organism in Eukaryota, Metazoa, Arthropoda, Insecta, Hemiptera, Cimicidae. Gene Ontology annotation, molecular function: fatty acyl-CoA hydrolase activity. Gene Ontology annotation, cellular component: mitochondrion.
CUCGGAAAAAAGUAUUUAGUUACAAUAAAAAACUAGCACACCUUUAUCUUGAAAUUUAAUCAGUUUUUUAGCCUAAAGUAGUUCAUUUUUUUACUGCAUUACUUUUAAAUUUCGAGUGUUUUUAAUCUUAAAUCAUCAUUAAUGUCGUAUCGUUGAUUUUCCCCUAAGAGAAACAAUUUUUGUCACAACAUGGACAAGUGGAACACAAUCGAGGACGCAACACUGAACACAAAGAUAAUGAAGAGUGAAGAAGGAUUCGGUCAAAUUUCUUCAUGGGAAAUGGAAUAUUAAAAUCUACCUUAGGAUCGACUCGAGUCGAUCGAUUUAAAAAGAUUUAAAAUUAAAAAUAGCCUCAGGACAGACUGUGAGCUGCAGUGUGACAUUUGAUCGACCUCGAACUUCAAGCUCAAUAUUGAAGUAGUGACAGUCCAACUCUUCAACAUACAUUUUGAAGUUUAAAACACUUUUGAACAAUGAUCCACGCUGGGAGGAUAGCUUUGUUCGUCAAUUCUCGCCCUACGACUUCUGUCAUUGUCAACAGUUUUGGACUUUCACAAUGUAUAUGGCUACAUAAUUUGAAGAGGUCAUGUACAUCACAGUCAAAUCAAAACAAGCCAAAUUAUCCAGAAAAAACAAUGGCAGAAGUCAAAGCAAAGCUUCGCAAAAUGAUGGGCACGCCUCAGGGGUAUAAAAUGCUUCCUGCGAACCGAAGCCAUUUACUUCCACUCCUUCCCAAGACACAAGAAGAACUACCUGUUCGAACACCAAUGGAUAGUUAUGACACUGCUUCGAUUCUUUUGAGCCAAUCGCCUAAAUUGCAAGACAAGUACGCGACCGUUUUGGGCAGUGUGAGGAUAGGAAGGCUUCUUGAAGAUCUAGAUCUGUUUUGUGUUUGGAUUAGUCUGAGGCACAUAAACAACCCGAAAAGUGUAAACUCAGAAAACACACCAUAUACCAUCGUAACAGCAGGUGUUGACAACGUAAAUUUUACUGAAUAUAGACCUCAGGCUCUUGAUGACCUGCGUUUGUCUGGGAAUGUUAUUUAUGCAGGGAAGACUUCAAUGGAAAUCGAGGCGACUGUGGACACGUUCACUCGAGGCGAGUGGAAGCAGUACAUUAAGGCCUAUUUUGUCAUGGUCGCUAGGAACAGCACAAAUUCAGGUGGUGCUUUCAUCAACCAGCUCAAGCCCAGCACUCCGGAAGAACAGGAAAAAUUCAAGCAAGCUGAAGAAAGGAAAAAGAAAAGGCAGAUAGAGUUGUCAGCCUCUUUACUCAAAACCCCACCAUCGCCGGAUGAACAAAGGCUCGCCCACGACAAAUUUAUGAAGACAGUUGACUUGAAAGAUCCGACAUUGCAUAAAAGAGUCCUCCCAGCACAUGCAAGCUGGAUGGAUUCGACGAAGUUUACUAACACGUUUUCACCACAUCCUGAAAAUAGAAAUCAUCAUAAUAGAGUUUUUGGAGGUUUUCUUAUGAGAAUGGCAUCAGAAUUAUCCUGGGUUAUUGCUUUUUCACAUGGACGGUCAAGACCUUAUCUGUGCCAUAUUAGCGAUUUUUCUUUUAAAACUCCAGUACCAAUGACAGCUUUUAUGAAACUCAGUGGGCAGAUGGUGUAUACAGAACUCAAUUUUGCCCAAAUAGUUGUUGUAUGUGAAAUGUUCCAUGUCCACACUUGGGAAAGGGUGACAACGAACGAAUUCCACUACACUUACAGGUUCAACGACGAACCUCCUGAAAUUAUGCCACUGUCUUACUUAGACACCUUAAGAUUAGUUGAUGGUUACAGACACUUUCAAGGUUUCAAAGCUCUUAUAAGCAAGACAGAUGGAAAAAAAUUAGAACGUGGAUCACCAGAAUAUUACUUAACAUUUUAAAUAUUCUCUUUUAUGGCUGGAUGGCAGAAGGCAUUUCUUUGAAGCAAUUAAAAGUAUUGAAGGCAGCCAAAAAGUUGCAAAAUUGUGAAUUUCUUUCCCAUUGUGCAUUUUUAAGCUUUAUCAAUUGUUUCUCUACCAAAGGAGCAAAUAACACGCUUAUGUAAUUCGAGCUGUUUGUUAUACAUCAGAAAAGAAUUACUUUUUUUCAAUUAUAAGAGUGAAACGAACAAAAGAA